Molecule: messenger RNA, 1837 nt
Organism: Helicoverpa armigera (cotton bollworm)
Lineage: Eukaryota; Metazoa; Arthropoda; Insecta; Lepidoptera; Noctuidae
Exons: 5
Coding region: 141-1334 (397 amino acids)
Source: RefSeq, a predicted model, not a curated record
UUUUUCACUAGACCAACGAGGAACAUAGAAACAUGUACUUAUGUUCUAAAAUUAUUAUCCUACUCUAAAAACAGGAAAACCUAUAUUUAAACGCCAUAUUAAAAUGAUGAAUCAUUUAUAAUUAAGUUAAAUACUUAUUUAUGUUCACAAUCAGUUUAACCAGUCUUUUGGUAUAUGUAGGAUACACUGCAGUUUAUAUAAAAAUGUUCGGAAUAAUUUAUUUAACUGUGGUACUUGUUUUUGUGAAUUCUGCGCAACGGACUGAUGGAUUGAACGUUUGUCAAGUUGUUCGACCUUCUUUUCCGUUGAAAACAAUAGAAAUAUUACCAUAUAAGUUUGCUUAUGACAACGGCGAGGAAUUGAAUAUGUUUUUAAGCUUAACUGAUGUUUGUGAAGAAAUAACUGCUGUGCGCUUAAAAACUACAUCAGAAGGGAUAGAGAGAAUAAUAUGUUUAACUAGCCCAGAAGAUGGAUAUUAUCACAUUCAGGGCUCGUUGGAGGGUGAAGUAUCAAUAGUUUUGGAAAUUUAUACGAAUUCCAAAAAAAAAUCUGCUUUCAAAUGUGUGCUAGAAUCAUCUAAGAGAGAUCUAAGGAUUUUUAGAUCGAACAUGAAGAGGUGCAAAAAAUCACACUGCCUUCUGAAGAUAUCGUUACAAGAAUAUUGUCCAAGUAAAGGUUGGUGGAUUUUCAGUUGGUUUGUGUCCAUUUUCGGGUCGGAGAAAAAAAUUAAUAAAAAGUCUGUUUGUGGAGAUUUCCAUCAAAAUCCUGCAGGAUGUCACGGAAUUGAGUCAAACUUUACAGGAUAUAAUGAUAGUUCAGAUACAAAUACUAUAACAACCGUUGCUCCAAAUGAAAAUAACAAUACAACAGAGAAUUAUACAGAAUUUGAAAAUAAUUAUGCAGAAUCCAAUAACACAGCAUUUGAAAAUAAUUAUGCAGAAUCCAAUAAUACAGCAUUUAAAAAUAAUAGUGCAAAUGAAAAUAACACAGCAUUUGAAGACAAAAAUACUAUAAAUAAUGAUACUUAUAGCGAUAACAAUACUGCAAAUGAAACCCAGGAAUUGAAUAGACAAAAAAAUCUAACUGCUGCACUAGCUUAUGGUAUAGGAGGCGUGGUUGGCGCAUGCGUUGUGGCAUUUCUCGUCUAUGUGUGGAUGAGGCAGCGUUGUAAUAAGCCCGAUGCUCAAGCAACAAUGGAACUGAAUACUUAUUCUACCGCAAAUCCAGUCCUGUAUGCAGAUUUAGAAUUCGCACGAUCCGGCAAUACGAACCGAGUACACGUCGAAGAACCUUACGCCCAAGUUAUUGGCGUUUUGAAACCUACGAAAACGUAAAACGUAAUGAAAGAUGUAAAAAAAUUUGCUUUGAAUUCAAGUUAUGUAGACCAAAUUAAUAUACGGACAUAGACCGGGUCGGAGAGCAUCAUCAGCAUUAAAGAGCAUGCAAACGCAGCCAAACGUCAAGAAAAAGUACACGAUCGGAGCCGGUCGGCUCCUCCUUUCACACCGAGCGCAUUCGAGCAUUCUCAAUGACAAAAGCAGUGCGCUUGCAAAAAUAAACCUUACUUCAAAUAAUAAGUACUCAAUUUUCAACGUGUUAAGCAUUUGCUGUGCUCUCCGAGCCGGUCUGUCUUAACGGACCCUAAGCUAAAUUCUGUUUGCCAAAUAAGAUAUUACAAGCUUUUUCUGAUGGUUUUAUUUACCAACUCGCAAAAUCUUAUAAAACAAAUCGGUCUAGGCAUUAAUUAGGUGACAAGCCCACGUUUUACUUCUACAUAUAAGUAUAUGUAAUUUUUUUCAGUUAGCUUUCGAAUUGGAGUCUAAUAUAAUAUCUGAGG